Messenger RNA from Pelagomonas calceolata, 2629 nucleotides. The record is from the annotation of a GenBank genome assembly. NCBI's taxonomy places the organism in Eukaryota, Pelagophyceae, Pelagomonadales, Pelagomonadaceae.
AUGGCGCCAAGUGUCGAGGUCGAGGCGACGCUGCCCCGGUCUAGCAUCGCGCGCACGACGCGCCGCCGAAAGACCGCCCGGAAACCUGCGGCCCGGGGUGUCGACGCGCCCGAGCCCAUCAAGAGGACCACCUUGGUGCGGCGCCGCCCGCGCCCCAGCAAGCCCCAGCCGCCCACGACGACCGCGCUCGUGCGCCGCCGGCCGCGGCCGCCCAAGCCCCAGCCGCCCACCCUUAACUUACGGGAAUUGGUAGAGGCGGACCCGGCGGCGAAGUACGACCGCCUGCCGCGCUUGCCUGGUUUAGAACCGCGCAACACCGAUCCUUCGGGCGAGGGCUACGCUUCUGGGUAUGGUCGAACACGCAAAAAAGUAUUCUACGACGUACCUGAACAGCUGGGGGAGCUGUCCGUCCAGAGCGGGUUCUCCGGCUCGCUAGGUUUGAGGGAGAAGCCUUCAGCGAGCGAUUACGAGAAGCUGCCCGGAGCCCCUUCAUUUGGGGCUGUCGAGUUGUUUUCCGCUGCCUUGGAUGAAGACAAACCGGACCGAAACGGUCCCACCACGCCCGUCAAACAAAGAUUGUUCGAGCCGGACCUGCCGCCCUACUCUCCGCAGUACGUCCCGAAGCCGUCUCCCGUCUCAGAUGAUGAAAGUGUGGCCAGACGAGCUUUUCCCUUCUCGCCACCGCACACGCGCAAGCUGCACAUCAAGCCAAGACCGAAGACGUGGUCCGGCGUGCGCGUGCGCGUGUUCGGGGACAUGGCGGCGCGCGAGUUACUUACUGGUGCUUUUCGAGCCGAGGAUCGCCGGUCGAAGUCCGCCCCGUCCGCCUGGAAGGCCGUGAAGAAGCGCGUGCAUGGGGACAUGGCGGCCCGCGAGUUGUUGAUGGGGGCCUACCGGACAGAGAGUGACGAGAUCGAGGAUUGGCGGGAUCCCAACGAGGCGACCUUCCAGCAGACGCCGGGCGCGGAGGCGAUGUCGCCGGGCGCCAUGUCGCCUCCCAAUGGUGUGGCGCCCUACGGCCACACGCCGGCCAAAGCUGAUCAAGAUCCGGGCUCGCCUGAAAGGCAGGAUCAAGCCGCGGCCAAGGUCCAAGCGCGCAUUCGGGGCCGGAACGCGCGCGAGGCUGUUGGCAGAAGAAUGCCGAUGCGGCCGUCCUUCGACGACGGCGGGUGCCCGUCGCCGCACAAAGGUUCUGCGAGCCCGCUCGACGACGCGUCCGUCGACACCGUGUCCAUAGCUGAUCCAAGGCGGCCGCCGCGCGGGCCGAGAUUCAUGUUGAGAGUACGCGCCUCCAAGACGCGCGACGAGCAGCGGCGAGUGGUCGGUAGGGACGACUUGAGAUCACUGAGGCAUGCAUCCAAGUGCGCCCUCGCGACUCUAGGUGUCGAGGACUCUGUGAGGAAGCGGCCCGGCUUUGGAUUAUGUUACAAGGAUCCGGUGACGCGCCGGACGAUCUCGUUACUGAAUGAUGAGGACUGGCUCGCCGCUCGAGAUGGGGGAUUACGUCUACCGCAGCCCCAGGUCUUCCUGCUCGUCGACGUGGGCGAGCCUCUGAGGGCUCUGCGGACGUGCCGCGUCGAGUUCAAUCGUGUAGAAUUGAGGGGCAAGGCGCCGUCGUUCGACUUGCUGGCUCGAACGCUUCUGCCCCAUAAACUGGCGGACGCGCGGCGCCCGCCCGAGAAGUCGCCUCCCAAGAACCGGACGCCGCUCAAGGAGCGAAGGCGGCGGUUGGCGCUGAAUUUGGAGGCGGGGUUGUCGCUGGCGACGGCGUAAUGUGGUGUGGAAUAUACUAGAAGUUAGGUGUGGGGCGAUUCGCGCGCGCGGAGCGCUGCUCGCGCCCCUUGUAGGGCUCGCACAAUCGAACCUACGGUCGGGUUUGCGCCACCGAGCACGCGCCGCGCGAUCCGUUCCGUGUCCUCGAGCGUCCUCACAGCCUCGCGGAGAUCGUCGAGCGUGGCGGCGGGGUCCUUGAAGAGCGCCCGCGCAUCCGCGCACCGCGACGGUUUUUCUUGGGGCCACGAAGUCGAGGUCCGGGAGGUGACACAAACAACACACACAGGUCAAGGAGUGGACGAAGAAGGGCCGCAAGGCCCUGUUCGAAGGUUCUAGGGAUUGCGCGUGGGUCGCCGAAGAUCCCGAGAACCGGUGUGGGCACCGCGGCGAGGUCACGGCCAAGGAGGUCUGUCGCAAGGCUUGUGGAUUCCCCGGUGGUGUUGAUAGACCGACCUUCGAGGUCGAGUCCGAGGCGCCCACCUACAACGCGGAUCCGACGCUGCGAGGCGGCUUCGGCGGUUUAGAUGCGGCUGCCGUCACCUCUUUAGCGGUCGGCGCCCCUGCGUCUGACUCACCUUCGUCCGUGCACCGCGAUGGCGUCUUAGAGGUCCCGUCCCCUCCGGUCCGGAAGGUGACAAAAAAAACAACACAGGUCAACGCGCUCGAGAAGAUGAAGAAGCUCGCCAAGUCGGCGCCGCGGUCCUGCGACUGGGUCGCGGCGGAUCCUGGGCAUCGUUGUGACGAGCGGGGCACCGUCGCGGCGGAAGACGCGUGCCACGCGGCGUGCUACGCGCAGGAGCUCAAGAACCUGAAGCGCGAGACGUGGAGCGCGCAGCAGCCGCUCCGGGCGCCGUGA